Molecule: messenger RNA, 969 nt
Organism: Cylindrotheca closterium
Lineage: Eukaryota; Bacillariophyta; Bacillariophyceae; Bacillariales; Bacillariaceae
Source: the annotation of a GenBank genome assembly
AUGAAAGUCGGCUUCCUAUGCGCAAUUAUUGUGCUGUUGCAUUGCCACUUAAUCUUGGCUCUCUCGUCCCAAGAUGCUGUGCUUGUGGUUGGUGCUACAGGUGGAACGGGCAAGCAAGUCCUCAACGGACUCGUUCAGUCAGGAUUGAAGCCAAAGAAUCUUCGGGUAUUGAGCCGCGAUGCCUCCAAGUUGAAGUUUCUUGAAGAGCAAGGAUUUGGGACAGUUAAGGCCGAUUUGAAUGACUGCGAUUCUUUGGCAAAUGCUCUGAACGGUUGCAGCGGUUGCUAUCUCCAUUCUACCGUCGGUGAUACGAAAGAGUUAGAUUCCAAUGAAGUGCUAGCUGCGAGAAAAUUGGCCACUGCCAUGUCGUUGCGAGAGACACCGAUGCACGUGGUCUACAAUAGUGCUGUGGGUGAAGAAAGUCUCAUUGGUUCUCGGAAACAACAGAAGCGUGCAGUGGAAGAUCUCUUUGAAAAUGAUUUCCCUUCCAUCGAUUUUACAUCACUGCGCAGCAACUUUUUCAUGGAUCCACUGUGGAAAAAAUACACACGGCCGGCUAUUUUGGCAGGGAAAUUCACUUUUUGCGUUCCACCUGAUACACCUAUUCACUUGACGGCGGUUGCGGACAUGGGAUUUCUAGCGGGAAAGUGUCUCCAGUCGAUCAAAACAACCAAAAAUCGCACCAUUAAUGUCUCUGGGGAUGUUCUGACUCCUGUAGAAAUUGCUGCAGCCUUUGCCAAAUGUCAAGGGACUCCAUGUCAACACAGUAAGGGUACCACGAUGGCCAUUAUGUCACGGCUCUUCUUUAAAAGUCUGUGGGAAGAGAUUGUGUUUCUCCGCAAGACCAGAAUAACUACAGAUAUUGACGAUCUGAAACAAGAGUUUGGAAAAGUCACUUCCUUUGAGGAAUUCUUGGACAAUUCAGGAUGGGCCGAUACCUCGCGAACCUACGAAGAUCUUUCAAGAUGA